This is a messenger RNA of Limulus polyphemus (Atlantic horseshoe crab), 2178 nucleotides long. RefSeq names its product squamous cell carcinoma antigen recognized by T-cells 3-like. Gene Ontology annotation, cellular component: nucleoplasm; ASAP complex; cytoplasm. The record is from RefSeq and is a predicted model, not a curated record. Gene Ontology annotation, molecular function: protein binding; RNA binding. Lineage: Eukaryota; Metazoa; Arthropoda; Merostomata; Xiphosura; Limulidae. The transcript has 20 exons. Gene Ontology annotation, biological process: mRNA splicing, via spliceosome. Bases 1 to 2178 code for a protein of 725 amino acids.
AUGGCGGAAAACACCGAAAAUUACGAAUCUGAUCCAGAUAGUAGCAAUUCUGCAGAAGAUCGGUCAGACGACGAAGAGGUUGAUCAAAACGAUAUUAAUCGUUUGAAUAGUGAGGCUAAUGAUGUAGGGAAAGGCAGGUCAGAGGAUAAAUACAAGGGGUUGAAAAAGGCAUUUAAAGAAAAGGUUUAUAACUUAAUUGUGUCAGUGGUACUGCUGAGAAUUAAUCGUGGGGAUGAAAUUAUAAACAUGGAGAAAACCUAUGAAGAGUACAAAGAAUGGGUUGAAGGAGAAGUGGAACCUCAAGUCUACCAAGCUUACAAGAAAGCAAAGACAAAAUUAGAGAAAUUAGUUCCACUAGAAGAAGAAUUGGAAAUUGGAAACAAAAUAUAUUUGAAAUUGCUGUUGUCCUACAGAGAAAUUUUGAAGGCUUAUGACAGACACCAUAAGCCAAAGAAUUAUACCAAAUACUUAGAUACCCAAUUGAAAAUCCCUUCCAUUUCUCUCUCUACACAUGAACGGGCUAUCCGAAACUGUCCAUGGUCUGUUAUUUUGUGGAUUAACUAUAUUCAGGCCCUAGAACGGUACCAACAACCUUAUGACAAGGUCAAAGAGACAGUAGAUCGAGCCCUUCAAGCUGGUUUCACCCAAGAAGAGGAGUUCAGACAGCUGUGGCUCACAUUUUUGGAUUAUUUACGGAGAAGAAUAGAUUGGAAUGGUGAAAAUACUAAAGAACUCUCAGAGUUAAGAGAGACUUUUGAAAGAGUUAUUGACCACAUGACUCAAAGUUUUGGAGCUGAUGCUGAUCCCGGUUGCAUAAUUCUCCAGUAUUGGGCAAAGAUUGAGGCCAAGUUUUGUAAGAACAUGACUCGGGCAAGAGAAUUAUGGAAUAACAUUAUUAACCAAGGACGAGGGUCAGAGGUUAGGAUUUGGCUAGAGUAUGCCAACUUAGAAAGGGCAUAUGGAGAUGACAAGCAUUAUCGAAGAGUUUUGUUACGAGGACUGCAUUCAGCCACUGACUGGCCAGAAACAAUAGGAGAAAUACUUAUUAAUUUUGAGAGGGAAGAAGGAACACUGGAGUCAUUGGAUAGUUCUAUAGAAAAGUAUGAUGCCCAAAUAAAGAGGUUACAAGAAAAAAGACAGAAGAUAGAAGAAAAAGAAGCAGAAAGGCAAUAUCAAGCAUCAGAAAGAAAAAAACAAGCCAAGGCUGAGAAAAAAGUUGCCAGCAAGAAACCUAUUGAUGCAGUAGCACAUAAACAGCAGAAGCCAGAGUACCAUGUUGAAGCAAUGGAUGUAGACAAGGAAGGUUUUAAAGUUCCUCCUCCACCCUCAUCUAAGAAUCAAAAAACUCAACCAUUCAUUAGUGCACCCCCACCAGGCUUUAAAAAAAAUCAAUUGAACCUCCAGCAAAGAAACUUUGAAAUGGAACAGUCUGAAAGUGAACAGUCUGUUAAACAUGAUCAUAGUAAAGAUGAUCGAACUGUGUUUUUGAGUAAUCUUGCUUAUUCUGUAGCAGAGGAAAACAUCAAAGAAGUCUUUUCAGAGCUUGGUGAAAUAACAGAAAUAAGGUUAGUGAAGGACUAUCGAGGUCGAUCGAAAGGAUACUGUUAUCUAGAAUUUGCUUCACAGGAAGCAGCUAGAGCAGCAUUAAAGAGAGAUAGACAACCAGUUGAAGGACGACCUGUAUUUAUCUCUAAAUGUGAGGACAAGAGUAUGUCUCUAAAUAAAAAUAAGUUCAAGUUUCCUGUUCAGAUGGAAAAACACAAACUCUUCAUUCGUGGGCUUCCUUUAUCUAUAACAGAACAUAAACUUAAAGAUAUCUUUAAAGAGGUUUCAGCAGCUACUGCUCUUGUAAAGACAGAUGGAAUGAAAGUGGAUGACCAAACUAUCUCAGUAGCUAUAAGCAAUCCACCAGAACGUAAGUCACUUAGAAGAGCUGGUGAUGGUGAAGGCUCAGAAAAUAGAAUUAUUGCAUCAUUAGGAGGAGGUAGAGAAACAGGACCGAGAGGGCGAGGUAGAACCCAGGUAAGUCUUCUUCCUCGGGCUCUCCAGCGAACACAACCAGGAACAAGCAGAUCAAAUGACUUUCAGAAUGGAGUUAAUGGAGCAGGAGAGGAUGUAAACACAACAGAAAAGCAAAUGACAAACAAUGAUUUCCGUAACAUGUUGUUAAAAAAGUAA